This is a messenger RNA of Fusarium oxysporum Fo47, 987 nucleotides long. RefSeq lists its product as uncharacterized. Bases 1 to 987 code for a protein of 328 amino acids. The record is from RefSeq and is a predicted model, not a curated record. The transcript is spliced from 3 exons. NCBI's taxonomy places the organism in Eukaryota, Fungi, Ascomycota, Sordariomycetes, Hypocreales, Nectriaceae.
AUGUUCAGUCAAAACCCCAAAAAGCCCAUUGCUGGCAACAAAGGCCCAGCUGCUCCCGUACAACGCCCUCCGGCCGGACGUCCUCCAGCUGGCCGACCGGCUCAGCCACCUGCCCAGCGACCUGCUCAACCCGCUCAGCGACCAUCACAGCCUGCCCAGCGGCCUGCUCAACGACCGGCCGGUUAUCAACCGGUGACUGCUCCGAGACCAGUUGCAGGUGCUCCUGUUGUCGGAAGACAGCCUGCUCCCAAUCAUGGAAUGCAGAUGACCCAAAUGAAGAAGCCGCAACAAGCUACGCGUCCUCCAGCCAAGAAACCAGCUCCUGCUCAAGGACAGAAGGCUGGACCACCAAAAGGUCAUGCUCCGCAAGGUGGAGGCCGGCCAGUCCAAAGGGCUGGACCUGCACCAGUUCAAGGCUACCAUCCCGGCCACCCUCAACAGGCUCACCCCCAACAAAGCCACAAGAAGAGCUCGUCGAACAUGAAGUAUGCAGCUGGGGGUGCUGUCGCCGGUGCGGCUGGUGCAGGAGCAGCCAUGUACUUCCUGAACAACGACUCGAACGAGCCCACUUACGUUAUCAACAACUACGACAACAGUCAGGGCCCAGAGAACAUCACCUAUACUCAGUACAACCAAUAUGAAGGUGACUACAUAGACAAUGGAGACUAUCGGUAUGACAGCGAUGGUGAUCGUCAAUACUCUCCAAACAGUCCAGACGGCGGCAAUCGCUACUACGAUGAUGAUCACGACCAGUACGCUAAUGACACAAACUACGGCAACCAAUAUGACAGUGAUCAGGUGAAUACGUCGUAUGAUGCCACAAGGUACCAACAACCAAGUGACCAGCAAGGUGACAAUGGCAACGAUGACUGUUGUGGCUGCGACAAUUGCUGCGAAUGCGAUAACUGUUGUGACUGCGAUGGCUGUUGCGGGUGCUGCGGUGAUGACAAUGGCAAGGACGGUGACGGUGGAUUAGCGAUCAUUUAA